Messenger RNA from Pediculus humanus corporis (human body louse), 459 nucleotides. RefSeq lists its product as uncharacterized. The transcript has a single exon. The coding region runs from base 1 to 459 and encodes 152 amino acids. The record is from RefSeq and is a predicted model, not a curated record. Lineage: Eukaryota; Metazoa; Arthropoda; Insecta; Psocodea; Pediculidae.
AUGCGCGUGUGUUUUGAUUCAUUGUGCUUCGCGUCGCACCGUCUCACGGAGGACGACGCCGGGCACCCGGGUGGAGGAGGAGGAGGAGAAGGAGGAGGGGAAGAAGAAGGUACAACGGGACCCGUGGCAAGCGAAGCAGUCGUAUUCGCAAUGGGUAGCGUGACCGAACUUCAAACGAUCCUUUCGAUGAAAGACGAAAGGAUAAGGGAAUUGGAAAAUCAAAUAAAUCUACAGGAAAAGGAAAUAAACGAACUCAGGUCGCAAUUGGAUAAAUUUCAAAGCGUUUUCCCAUAUUAUCUAGCAUCGUCUCCGGGUCAUUUAAGUCCUCUCAACAACAAUUAUCAACCCAGAGCGAGAAAGCAAAGAGCUCAGGGUAUAUCGGCCGAACCUCAAAGCUUGAGCACCAUACAGGAACUUAGCCAACAACAAUUUCCGAGUUUUCCCAAAAACGAAAGGUAA